Molecule: messenger RNA, 507 nt
Organism: Brenthis ino (lesser marbled fritillary)
Lineage: Eukaryota; Metazoa; Arthropoda; Insecta; Lepidoptera; Nymphalidae
Source: the annotation of a GenBank genome assembly
AUGAGCAGGUGUUUCCUAGCGCGUUUUGUUCUCGUUUUAUUGCAAGCGCUCGGUGCAGGGACCGGGUUACCGCCGAGGUCGCCGCCCCCCGCGCCUACCCCGCACACCCCCGCGUCGCCCGCGCACACCCCGCACACGUUGCCGCACCUCGUCAGUCGUCACACCGCACACUCCUGCGAUGUGGAAUGUCAGCUCGCCGAAGGUAGUACGCGAUCGCAAAUGUCAUGUAAAACUGCAUUAAGUACGCCUCACUACUCGGUUAAGUGUUACACUCGAUGUGUUGCGCUGUCGGGCUUUGGUUCAGAACCAAAACAACUGACGAGAGUUACGUCAACACUGCGGCCCAAUGUUUAUCAAACAGUCGUAAAGCACCCAGUUCGCGCCGCUCCGCUCGCUGAGCGCGGGACCCGCCACGUUAGUAUGCACCGCGUGCCGUGUGACGUAGAGGCGAACACGCGGGCCUCGACCUACUCCUGGCUGCUGCUGCUACUAGUAAUCGUAAUCACU